AUGGACCCCAGGUACCAUCGCACGCCUUCACCAGGCCAGCCGCUUCAACAUGGCUACCAGUUGGAGGACAACCCCUUCAACAACGCCGCCUACCAGCAGCCCGUGCCCCAGCACGUUGACGACCCUUACGGCCGUCCAAGCCCUCACCAGCAGCUCGAUGUUCCUAUGGGACCGGCUCGGUAUGCUAACCGCUCUCGCAACCAGCACUCUGUCAGCAACUUGAGUGGAUACGAGACGCCAGUCAACCACGGUGAAUAUGGGGUUAACCCGGAAGCGCAUCACGACGCCUACUACAAUCAGCCUUACGAGCCUUCACCCCGCGAUCCGUCGAUGCCUUAUGACCAGCCCACUGGUUACAACGAGUACGACGACAACAGGCCAAUGCUGCCUCACCAAGACAGCACGGCCACCGACGGAUACCAGGACAACCCGACACCGCAGCCGGCCGGCGGAAUCAAGAGGUGGAAGACUGUCAAGCAGGUGUUACUGUACCGCGGAAACUUGGUUCUCGACUGCCCCGUGCCCCCCAGACUCCUCAACCAGAUUCCCCACGGCGAGCGCGAUGAGUUCACCCACAUGCGCUACUCUGCGGCCACGUGCGACCCAAACUACUUCUACGAUGACAACUUUACGCUGCGACAGAGGCUCUUCUCCAAGCCCAGGCACACGGAGCUUUUCAUCGUUGUCACCAUGUACAACGAGGACGAAAUCCUGUUCGCACGAACAAUGAUCGGUGUCCUCAAGAACGUCGAGUACAUGUGCAACCGAAAAGAGAGCAAGACAUGGGGCAAGGACGCAUGGAAGAAGAUUGUCGUCUGUGUCGUCAGUGACGGUCGUGCCAAGAUCAACCCGAGAACCAGGGCUCUGCUGGCCGGUAUGGGUGUGUACCAGGAGGGCAUUGCAAAGCAGCAAGUCAACGGCAAAGAUGUCACAGCCCACAUUUACGAAUACACGUCCCAAGUCGGAAUGACGAUCAAGAACGACGUUGUCACGUUGGUCCCUAAGCAGCAGCCCGUCCAGAUGUUGUUCUGCUUGAAGGAAAAGAACCAGAAAAAGAUCAACUCCCACAGAUGGUUCUUCCAGGCAUUCGGCCGUGUCCUCGACCCCAACAUCUGUGUCCUCAUCGAUGCUGGUACCAAGCCCGGUGGCAACUCAAUUUACCACCUCUGGAAGGCAUUCGACCUUGAGCCCAUGUGUGCCGGCGCUUGCGGUGAGAUCAAGGCCAUGUUGGGAACGGGUGGAAAGCACCUUCUUAACCCCCUGGUUGCGACGCAGAACUUCGAGUACAAGAUGAGCAACAUCCUUGACAAGCCCCUGGAAUCCGCCUUUGGCUUCAUCUCCGUGUUGCCUGGUGCCUUCUCCGCCUACCGCUAUGUUGCCCUGCAGAACGACAAGAACGGACAAGGUCCACUGGAGAAGUACUUUGCCGGCGAGAAGCUCGAGGGUGCUGGCGCUGGUAUCUUCACAUCGAACAUGUAUCUCGCCGAGGAUCGUAUCCUCUGCUUCGAGCUUGUCACUAAGCGCAACUGCCAUUGGAUCCUUCAGUACGUCAAGUCCGCUACUGGCGAGACUGACGUGCCGGACACAGUCACGGAAUUGGUCCUUCAACGUCGUCGUUGGUUGAACGGUUCCUUCUUCGCUGGGAUCUACGCUAUUGCCCACUUCUACGAGUUCUUCCGGUCCGAUCACUCGAUGCUUCGGAAGCUUAUGUUCUUCAUCGAGUUCGUCUUCAACACGAUCAACCUCAUCUUCGCCUGGUUCGCUAUCGGUAACUUCUUCCUGGUUUUCAAGAUCCUGACAACAAGUCUGGGUGAGGACAACUUGCUCGGUAGAACCGGCGAGAUCCUUGGUGUCGUCUUCACUUGGGUCUACGGCAUAGCUCUGAUAACGUGCUUCGUCCUUUCCAUGGGCAAUCGUCCAGCUGGUUCGGGGCCUUACUACAUCACGAUGGUUUACUUCUGGGCCUUUAUAAUGAUCUACCUGUUGUUUGCUGCCGUGUUUAUUGCCGUCAAGGCUAUCAUCGCUGAUGUCAAUGACGCCAAUGGCUUCAACGUGACCGACCUCUUCAAAAAUCCCGUCUUCUACACCCUCAUCAUCUCCGUCAUGUCGACCUAUGGUAUUUGGCUCCUUGCCUCGCUGCUGAUGUUUGACCCUUGGCACAUGAUUACCUCCUUCGGGCAGUACAUGCUUCUGACGCCCACUUACACCAACAUUCUCAACGUCUACGCGUUCUGCAACACGCACGACAUUUCUUGGGGUACAAAGGGUGACGACAAGGCCGAGAAGCUACCUACUGUCAGUACCAAGGACGGUUCCGGAAAGACGGAUCUCCCAGACGAGGCCGAUCUCAACGCACAGUACGAACGCGAACUUGCGGUCUUCGGCACCAAGUUCGUGAAGGAGGUCAAAGCCCCGACAGAAUCGCAGUUGGCCGAGGCCCAGAUGGACUACUACCGUGGUGUUCGUUCUGUCGUCGUGUUGGCUUGGAUGAUCUCCAACUUUGGUCUCGCUGCCGUCGUCCUCAGUGCCGCUGGUCUGGAGAGGAUAAGCCCCUCUGCUAACAGCACUGACGACACCGACGGUCGUGCCAAUAUCUACAUGUCGGUGGUGCUCUGGUCUGUCGCUGGAUUGUCGUCUUUCAAGUUCAUCGGCGCAAUGUGGUUCCUGAUCGUCCGCAUGUUCAGAGGUGUUUAA
Molecule: messenger RNA, 2694 nt
Organism: Colletotrichum spaethianum
Lineage: Eukaryota; Fungi; Ascomycota; Sordariomycetes; Glomerellales; Glomerellaceae
Product: chitin synthase I
Exons: 3
Coding region: 1-2694 (897 amino acids)
Cellular component (GO): cell septum; cell periphery
Molecular function (GO): chitin synthase activity
Source: RefSeq, a predicted model, not a curated record